UGUCAAAUGUACAACUGCCAGUCAUGAUAAACGCGUUGGACUUCUCGCAGUGAGUUGCAUCUAUCGCCGAAUCAAUACAAAUUUGCGUUUAUAAGCUCUGCAAGUAUUCCAACUAAAGUUGAAUCUGCUGUAAUCAUGUCUGGACGCGGUGCACUAUUCGGCAAUGCCUCAGCAGGACCUGGCUCCACUGGUGGUAGCAAGCAUUUGAUUGAGAUGCGUGCCGGAAAAAUGACACUCAAAGGUCAUACUGUUUAUCCGGAUAAACGUAAGGGUUUGUUGUAUGUGUACCAAAGUGAGGAUUCACUUAUGCACUUCAGUUGGCAGGAUAGAACCACUGGGGUAGUGGAGGAUGAUUUGAUUAUCUUUCCUGAGGACUGUGAAUAUGUUAAAGUACCACAGUGUACUACUGGUAGGGUAUAUUUGUUGAAGUUUAAGUCAUCAAAUAGAAGGUUCUUCUUUUGGCUGCAGGAACCUAGAACUGAUAAGGAUGAUGAUCAUUGCAAGCGUAUUAACGAGUAUUUGAAUAAUCCCGGUGGUCUGCAGAGUAAUAAUGCUGAUCAAGAUCUGCAAUCUUUGUUAAACAACAUGUCUCAGACACAAUUGAUGCAGUUGCUUGGUGGUGGACAGAUGGGUGGAUUGUCCAGUUUGCUUGGAACUAUGAGUCGUCCUUCGACUGGCGGCAGCGCUCGUACGAGCAACGCAACCACGCCGAGUUUGACGCAUCGAACAGCGGCUAGCACUCCGGCGACGCAAACACCCACGUCGGCGACAGCGGCUGCCUCAGCCACGACAACGCCGCAGUCGGCGCCGAUUCCGAGCGCGACACCCGCCGCCCCAAAGAAAGGUAACCCAACCACCAAGCCCAUCCAACUUUCCGAUUUACGUAACUACUUGCAAGGGCUGUCGGCGCCGAACGCAGAUCAGUCAGUUGACUUCUCAACUGCGCUCACCAGCGAUGCGCUCAGUUCCAUCAUGAGCAACCAGGAAGCGCUCGAGCAGUUGCAGAAUCAUCUGCCUACUACUGAUGGUACUCCGCAAGAACAGCUUAAGUCUACUUUGCAAUCCCCUCAAUUUCAGCAGGCGGUGUCUCAGUUUUCGAACGCAUUGGAAUCUGGUCAGCUGGGCCCAGUUGUGUCACAAUUGGUGGCUAAUCCGGAAGUGAUCGCUGCUGCCAACGAAGGUAAUAUUCAGGAGUUUGUCAAAGCGUUGGAGAAAUCCGAGGUCGACAAGGAGAAGCCUGCCGGUAAAGAUGGCAAAGACAAGAAAGACAAAGAAGAUGAUGAAGGAAUGCAGUUGGACUAAAACUUUAAGAGUCCAGAAACAGUCCACAAAUCAUGUCUAAUCUCUCGCUUGAAACUUCUUUAAGUCCGCACAAAACAAUACCUAGAAUCAUGUAACUACAAUUUAUAACUUGCAACAUGCAACAUUUUAUAGUGCUUUGAAUGAAGAAUUAUUGAUCAAA
This is a messenger RNA of Dalotia coriaria, 1462 nucleotides long. Its product is annotated as proteasomal ubiquitin receptor ADRM1-like. The record is from RefSeq and is a predicted model, not a curated record. Gene Ontology annotation, molecular function: proteasome binding; endopeptidase activator activity. Bases 136 to 1302 code for a protein of 388 amino acids. The transcript has 5 exons. Gene Ontology annotation, cellular component: proteasome regulatory particle, lid subcomplex; nucleus; cytoplasm. NCBI's taxonomy places the organism in Eukaryota, Metazoa, Arthropoda, Insecta, Coleoptera, Staphylinidae.